CGUAUUUAUACUUGUGUUAAUCGACUAUUUCACAUUUCUUCGAAAAGGACAACAGUGGUGCCUUUCCCGGGGUAAUGCGCAAGGAUGAUAUGUCCAAUAUCAAUGAUCUUGGUGGUUUCAAGUUUUCCCCGGCGAGUGUCGAUCCCUCCAAUGGUCUGAUUUCAGUGCAAGCUUACUGUAUCUUUAAACAGAUACAGUUCGCAAGAAAUAGUAACUCAGACCGCCAGUGUAAAGACUUUUCUCCGGAGCAAGUCUCGCGGAGACAAGAAGUUUUGGAAUUUCGUGUUUCUGGGUCUUUCGCGGAUUCUCUAUUUGAAAAAUUGAAAGACGAGGCAACUGUUGCCGUGGUGAAUACCCAUGCUCGCUUUUUCCCUUCUCCAGUCAUUUUCUCGUUCUUUUCCUGCCGUGCCAAGGCAUUUCAGACUCUUCUGUUGGCUCUUAAUAAUCCUGUUUUCAAGUCCAGUCAGGAGGGUCUAACCUUGGCUACGGUAGUCUCCUAUCUUUUCUCCUCAAUCCUUCACCGGCCGAUGGAUACUUUUUCCUUCAAAGCAAUUCAUCGUCUGGUGGAGGAGUCCCGCUCUCCUUUUUCUCCUGUCCUCUUUUUGAGUGACCUCAUUCGUUUCGACGGUGCACGUUGUGCUAUUUCUCCUCCUUUUUUUCGUUCGGUGCUUUCUCGUCAUUUUCCUUUGCGAAUCAUGGCAUCUAUUCCCAAUGGUCGGGUUAGGGCCCAAGUGUCCGAAACCUCUUUUCUGGGUACCCAAAGGUAUACUUUGCCAGGUGGUAACGUUCACCGCUGUAUCACCAGGUUUAUGGUGUCUAAUGAUGCCAUUGCCCAAUCUCUCUACAAUAUGAUCGGCAAACAGGUGGAUUUCUGUGCCACUACGGGUAUCUUCUUGGUCGGUGGUUUUUCUCCCGAUUCUGUUAGGCUUUUUACCCAGCUGUUGUUGUCUGAGCUGGUACAAAACUAUUCUCAAUGGGCUAGCCGAGGUCUAGGCAUGAUACAGGCCAAUUUCGUUCUUGCUGGCGAUCGGGUGUUUGAAAAUGGUUUUUUGGGAUCACACCUUAUGACUUGAAUUUGAUUUGUUACUAUCGCAUAACUUUGAAAAAUACCCUGUCACUAAAAUUAAUACAAUGCUGACUCUAACAUAUAAUUAAAAAAUAUAACUUUGC
Messenger RNA from Mucor mucedo, 1170 nucleotides. RefSeq lists its product as uncharacterized. The record is from RefSeq and is a predicted model, not a curated record. Lineage: Eukaryota; Fungi; Mucoromycota; Mucoromycetes; Mucorales; Mucoraceae. The transcript is spliced from 3 exons. The coding region runs from base 75 to 1073 and encodes 332 amino acids.